AUGGCAAGGACCCUUCGCACAUCUGUUCAAUGCUUUUGUAGUGAGUGCAAUGGUUGUCUGCGUGAUCCUAGGAUCAAGAAAACCCAUGAAAUUGAAAGUAGUCUUCAAACCCAGCAGACGAUGGAUGAUACUGCAAGCAUCUGUAGUGAAGAAAUACCCGAAAUAUUGAAUUUCACUGCCGAUGAAUCCGAUGAUGACAGUGAAUAUGAUGACGAAUGUGUUAAUAUCGAAAGUGAGACUGAAUCUGAUAAUAAUGGUGCCGAAAGCGAAAGUGUUGCAGAGGAUGAAUCAUUCGAAGCUUUUGGUACACAUUCAUCCAAUUCUACAGAUGACAAUGAAGACGACGACGUUACAUUUAACUCAACUGAAAUGGAACAUUUCAUGUGGAUUAUUUUAUUUUUAUUCAAGAUGCAAGUACACUUUAAAAUACCUACAACACACAUUGACAUAUUCAUCAAAUUUUUACGGAUAAUAUUAAUCGAUAUUGACAAACAACGAUUUGCAUCAUUCCCUAACUCAAUCUAUGUUGCAAGAAAACUUAUUCACCUUCGUGAUUUGUUUAAGACAUAUGUUUCUUGUUCAAAAUGCCACACUCUUUAUGACCUCCGCCAAACUGUUAACUAUAAACAAGAUGGACAGUUAGCAAUACGUAAAUGCAGUCACAUCGAAUUUCCUAAUAACAGAAACCAUAUCACUGAAUCUUGCAACUUUCCAUUGACAAAACAAAUCAGGUUGUUUGGUAAUAGGAUAGCAAAUAAGCCUCUGUCAUUAUUCCCUCUUGGCAGUCUUAAAGACCAGCUAAAAAGUAUGUAUCAAAGACCUGGAUUCGAAAAAAUGCUAAGCCAUUGGAGAACACGGCAACUCCCAUCAACAUUCAUUAGUGACAUUUACGAUGGAAAACGAUGGAAAAAUUUCGCCGAUAAAAACAAUGAACUAUUCUUCAAUAUAGCAUCGGCUUCCACUCACUUGGGACUUAUGUUCAACCUAGAUUGGUUCCAAAUGUUUUCAUCGUCUACACACAGCACUGGCGCUCUUUAUGGUGUAAUCAUGAAUCUUCCGCCUAAUGAAAGAUUCAAACCAGAAAACAUGUUAGUUGCACUGAUUAUGCCUGGCCCUAGGGAAGCAAGCCUCCAUCAAAUAAACAAUUACAUCUCACCUUUUGUUAAUCAGCUCCUGGAUCUCUGGGAUGGCGUUUCAUUAAUAACGAAUGAUUACCCAGAAGGUUCAACCAUUCGGGCAGCUCUUAUCGGCCUUGCUUGUGACUUGCCUGCUGGACGGAAACUCUGUGGCCAUAUCUCAUAUAAUACUGCAUGCCACUGGUGCUAUAAGACAGCAGAUUCGUCUCGUAGUUUUGGUGGGUUUACUGACAUGGGAGAAUGGUUCAGACUUCGUAAUGCAACCAAACAUCGGGAGGAUGCAAUGGCUUGGCAUGCCUGUCAAACAAAAAACGCUCGUAAGGAUCACGUGUCAAAAACUCAUGCAAGGUGGAGCGAACUUUUACGACUUCCCUAUUUUGAUCCUAUUACAUUCCUUCCAAUUGAUGGGCUUCAUAACCUAUGGCUGGGUGAUGGGUCAUGGUUAAUGAAAAGAAUAUGGAUUGAAGAAGGGAAAAUAACAAAACGUAAACUGCAGAUUAUAUCAUCCCGUCUGAAGACUCUCACAACACCACCUGAUAUUGGACGGAUGCCAACAAAUAAGGUCGAUGUUACUGAUGGCUUUGUUGGCCUGACAGCUGAUGAAUGGAAGAACUUCUAUCUUGUGGCAGCUGCAGUUGUAUUAUAUGACUUGCUUGAGGAUGAAGUAGACCGACAGAUUCUCACUUAUUUCAUUCGUGCUUGUUCGAUUUUUGUCUCUAAGAUAUUAACACCACGGUUAUUAGAAGAGGCACAUCAACUUGUAAUUAAAUUAUUAAGGCUUAUUGAGGAAGCAUAUGGAAAGGCAAAGAUCUCGCCGAAUUUGCAUCUUACCUUACAUAUUGCUGAAUCAUGUCUACUCUAUGGUCCAUUGUCUUCAUUUUGGUGCUAUGGUUAUGAAAGAAUGAAUGGCUUUUUGG
Paraglomus brasilianum is the source of this 2053-nucleotide messenger RNA. The record is from the annotation of a GenBank genome assembly. Lineage: Eukaryota; Fungi; Glomeromycota; Glomeromycetes; Paraglomerales; Paraglomeraceae.